Messenger RNA from Mustela erminea (ermine), 3198 nucleotides. Its product is annotated as neuropeptide Y receptor type 4-2. Lineage: Eukaryota; Metazoa; Chordata; Mammalia; Carnivora; Mustelidae. Bases 576 to 1703 code for a protein of 375 amino acids. Gene Ontology annotation, molecular function: pancreatic polypeptide receptor activity; neuropeptide binding. Gene Ontology annotation, biological process: G protein-coupled receptor signaling pathway. The record is from RefSeq and is a predicted model, not a curated record. Gene Ontology annotation, cellular component: neuron projection; plasma membrane. The transcript is spliced from 3 exons.
UGUGAGGAUUUUUUGGAGGUCUCCCCACCCACGAACUCUGCUCUGAUCAUGUUGUCCUUGGCUAAUUUAGAGCUGCUAGUCUUACUCCCUGCCAUUCACCCAGCCCUGGCUGAUGGUCAGCUAGAGCCUGGGGUGUCUCUCCCAUUGGCUGCUUCUGAGCACAGUGCACCCAACUCUGUUUCAUGCAGCUUUGGCUGCUUUUGGACUCAACAUACUGAACCUUACAUUUGGCUUUGCUGUAUUUCAUUUUAUCAGGUUCCAUUCCAAACAGUCCUUUCUGCCAGAAGACUGUGGUGCCAGAAAAAUCCUCCUGCCUCUGACAUUCAGUAGCCAAAAGAACCAGCCUGUAAAGUAUCAGUUGAAUUCAUGACUUGAUCUUGUAAAUAACCAAAUGUAGCUCAUCUUUAUAAGCCAGAUCAAAUGCAUGCAUGAUGGGCAGGAGGAGAGAGCUGGCAUGCCGAUGACCCCGUCUUUUCAUCAGUGGCGAUCUUCAGCUGUGCCAUGUGUUGCCAGAGAAACAAGGCUGGCAGGGCAGGCUUCGUCACUGAACCUUCUGGAAUCUUCUCACCUGCACCAUGAAUGUCUCUCACUUCCUGGCCUUACUGCUCCCAGGAUCUCCACAGGGUCAAAACAGGAGCAGAUCAAGGAGCAUUCCGUACAACUUCUCAGACCACUGCCAGGAUUCUGUAGACCUGAUGGUCUUCAUUGUCACCUCUUAUAGCAUUGAGACUGUUGUGGGGGUCCUGGGCAACCUCUGCCUCAUAUGCGUGACUAUGCGGCAGAAGGAGAAGGCCAAUGUGACCAACCUGCUCAUUGCCAACCUAGCUUUCUCUGACUUCCUCAUGGGUCUCCUCUGCCAGCCGCUCACGGCCAUAUACACCAUCAUGGACUACUGGGUCUUUGGGGAGACCCUUUGCAAGAUGUCGGCCUUCAUCCAGUGCAUGUCAGUGACAGUCUCCAUCCUUUCGCUUGUCCUUGUGGCCCUGGAGAGGCAUCAGCUCAUCAUCAACCCAACAGGCUGGAAGCCCAGUGUUCCCCAGGCCUACCUGGGAAUUGUGAUCAUCUGGCUCAUCGGCGGCUUCCUCUCCCUCCCCUUCCUGGUCAACAGUGUCCUGGAGAAAGUCUUUCAUAGGAACCACUCCAAGGCUGUGGAGUUUCUGGUAGAUAAGGUGGUCUGUACCGAGUCGUGGCCACUGCACCACCACCGCAUCGUCUAUACCACCUCCCUGCUGCUCUUCCAGUACUGUGUGCCCUUGGCCUUCAUCCUGGUCUGCUACGUGCGCAUCUACAGGCACCUGCGGAAGCGGAGGCAGGUGUUCCACAAGGGCACCUACAGCUCACGGGCAUGGCAGAUGAAGCGGAUCAAUGGGAUCCUCGUGGCCAUGGUGGUGGCCUUUGCCGUGCUCUGGCUGCCCCUGCAUGUGUUCAACAGCCUAGAGGACUGGUACCACGAGGCCAUCCCCGUCUGUUAUGGCAACCUCAUCUUCUUGGUGUGCCACCUGCUUGCCAUGGCCUCUACCUGUGUCAACCCUUUCAUCUAUGGCUUUCUCAACACCAACUUCAAGAAGGAGGUCAAGGCCCUGGUACUGACGUGUCAGCAGAGUGCUCCGGUGGACGAGUCCGAGAAUCUUCCCCUGUCCACGGUGCACACGGAAGUCUCCAAAGGCUCUCUGAGGCUCAGUGGCAGGUCUAACCCCAUUUAGUCUGGUUUAGGGCUUCUCCCUGCCACGUCCAUUGCCAGGCUGUCUCACUCAGCUAAGUGGGCCAGUUGUAUCAUUACUGGCAUUGUUAGGGCAUUCUGGUGGCACUCCAUCAUUGCUGGUUUUUUCGAGCCCAGAGAGGAUAGAGAGAGCCUCUUUUUGCACCCAUUUGCCCUGUGAAGCCCAACAUUCACAUGAUCCAGGCAUUUGUUCCUGGGGGAGUCCUGAGUUUGGAUUCUGCAGGUUAUAUAUAUAUAGCAUGCCUUGCAGCCUGACCAGGUGCUGGAACCAGAGAUGGCCUGCUUGUAGCAGGCAGAGUUCAUUCUGGUAAUUCACAAACAGAUGCUCAGCCUAGGAACCCAAGGGGUUCACCUUGGCCAAUGAGACUGUGAGGUCACCGUGGGGUGAGGGAAGGAGCACGUGGGGCCAGGGCUCUGGACCUUGGUCAGUCCCUCAUCUCUGGGUGAUGUUGGUGAACAGAAUUUAUGAGUAGUAAAGAAGUCUAUGAAGACAAGGUAGAGGGAUUACUGUCAUGGGGUUCGAGUAUUACAUUGCAGAGCAUGGAUCCUGGUCAUCUUGGGUCCUCGUGCUCUUCUGCAGCACGGAAGUCAGGCCUGAGCAGCAAGAACCCCAGGAUUCACCUCCUGCUCCAACUUUCUCUUUCACUGCCUCUGCCACCUUAGUUGGAAAUAAGCCUGCAAGUGUUCCCCCCCACACCUUGAAAACCACCUUGAGGGGGAUACCUGCAUUGUCACAGAGCUGGUCCUCCACACCUAGGACAGAUGCUGGUGCAGGGAGAGGGCUCCAGCAAGUCAGGCUGAUGGCAAACCUGUCCUGCUGAGUGCUCAGCUGAGCACAAGCACCGUGGGCCACAGUCCAGCAUGGGGAGGACUCAGGGGGCUUCAGCCAUGCUUUUACUUCCUCUUCCUGGCCUUCAGGACUUCUCUCAACAAGGCAGCUGGCCAGGAACUCUGUGUGCCUCCCCAUCAUUGACCUACUGCCAAGGCCGACAGCACUCUGACUGCUAACCUGACUUGCUCUAGGUGAUGUGCACCCUUGUUGAAAAGCCUCACCAAGGCUUCAGGAAGGGUAGGGGCUGGGGGUUUCUUUCAUUUGGCUUAAUGGGACACUGGCUGAAACCUAGAUUUCCUCCCCAAAAAAGGAAGGAAAGCCUAAAAUGAAUAUGAUUAUCUCACCCAUGCCCCAGUCUUCUGGCUGCUGACCCAGAUCCAAGGCUUUAUCUCUGUGUGGACCAGACAGACAGAUCAAGAUCGCCUCUGGGCUACUUUUGAUGGGAUGCCGGGUCUGGCUCUUGCCUGCUCAGACCCAUUCACCCUGGGGCAGAGUGGUUACUGGUUAGACCCACCAUGGCUUCCUGGGGCAGGAUAUUCAGGUGCCCAGAGCCCCCGAGGAGUCUCACUGGGAGGCUACUAGGACUGCUGUUCACAGGAUAUCUGGCAGAGGGCCAAGCAGCAGGAGGUUGAACAGCCAUAUCUGA